This is a messenger RNA of Hydractinia symbiolongicarpus, 2435 nucleotides long. RefSeq lists its product as uncharacterized. Gene Ontology annotation, biological process: positive regulation of inflammatory response. The transcript has 10 exons. Bases 370 to 1647 code for a protein of 425 amino acids. The record is from RefSeq and is a predicted model, not a curated record. Gene Ontology annotation, molecular function: protein binding. Lineage: Eukaryota; Metazoa; Cnidaria; Hydrozoa; Anthoathecata; Hydractiniidae. Gene Ontology annotation, cellular component: cytoplasm.
UCAAAAGGAAAACCUUUUCCAUCUUUGCUAUACUAGGUGUUAAAUUUUUUGGAUUUUUUUAAAUUUUCAAUAUAUUUUGUUAAGGAGAUUAAGUUGACUAAACAAAUUUGCAAGAUUAAUUAACUCAAUAGAGUAUAUGAUAUAAAUCAGGAAUAGCUGUGUAAUCAAAAAUUUAAUUGGGAUAAUUAUCCACAACAUUUAUUCCUAAAUAUUUUAAAGGUAUUGUAAUACUUAUAAAAGAAUAUCUCUGUAUCAACUAUCAAUGUCAUACACUGAUCUUCCAUUUUUUAGAAAUGUAUAUUGAUAUACAAAGUUUGCUUUCACUUAUUCCCACAACAUAUACAAAAUAUGAUCCUGUAGCACACAACCAUGCCAUUAAAAAAGUCUACAAAAGAAAGAAAUGUUAAAUCUGCCCAAAAGGGUGUCCAGAGCAUAAAUGAGAAGCUAAAGAAUUUCUUAAAGUUGUACGAAACACACUGCAAAUCUCUUGGGUCAGCUGUAGAUAAUCAUUUAAAAGAUGAACUGAAGAAGUAUGCAGAUGAUUGUAAAUUACUAGUUAGAUUCACUCUUCAAGCACAGGAACCAAGCUUGUCAGAAUCACCAAUCAAAUUAACUCCGUUAAUAAAAACAAUACGGGCACUUUGGUAUAAAGCAGUUACAGAGUUAUAUUUUUGGGAUUUGUGCCUGCCGUAUAAAGAAAUAGCUGCUCUGGAAACAUUUCUUGCACAGCCAAUUUAUUCUGUUGAGUAUGUGGAGUUUCUAAAUUGCAAACUUGAUGCAUAUUCCAUGGAGAGAUUGUCUCGGUGUCUCCCAGUAAAUAACUUUUUGAGAACUCUAGUUCUUGAUUUUACAAAGUUAAAUGAUGAAGGGUUGAUGUCAUUGUCCAAUGGUUUUCAGUCAUCAACUUGCAUAACCAAAUUAAGUUUAUGCUUUUGUGGCUUCACAUCUCGUAGUGGAUCAGUUUUGGGUCAAAUGGUGACACAAUCAGCUGUUAACGAAUUGUAUGUUGAUGGAAACAUGUUAGAAUGUGACGGUUUGGUCGAACUAAUUCGAUUGGUGGUAAAUCAAGCAGAGAUUGAUGCAGCUGAAAGACAAAGAAUAAAAGAAGAAGAAGAGCUGUUGAUACAAACUGCUGUGUCUGAGAAUGAUAAACCAGUGUAUUCAAAACACAUUAUUCCAGCAAAAUCUGAUACAAGAAAACCGCCAGUUUCUGGAAGGUCUCUUAUUGCAAAGAAAGGCAAAAAGAAAAAGAAAAAAAAGAGUGGUUUAAAAAAAGAGCCAGCUAGAGUUGGUGCAUGGUUGGACGUUUUGCAUAUUGCUGAUAAUGGAAUUGACAAUUUUACUGUGAAUUCUGACAAUGUUCCAUUGGAAGUGAUGAGGUUGCUGAAGAGAUGGAUUGUAAAUUCUUCAAAUUUAAAAGAAAUAGAUCUGGACGACAAUUUGAUUGGUGAACUUGGUGGAAGAGAAAUUUUAUCCGCAUUGCAGUCUCGUAAAGAAGCUGGAUUGAAACCAAUUCACAUGAAGGUGACGCAUAGAAUGGAGACAGAUACUUUUAAUAAAAUCAACUCCUUAGCAUCUGGAUCGACAAAGCGUGGAAAGAAGAAAAAGAAGAAGAAAAAUGGAAAGUCUGGAAAAAGACGGGUGUGACAAGGACAAGGACAUGAUGACAAAUUUGCGAAAGGACAGAAAAGGUUUUUUUUAUUCUCCCAAACUGCUGUUGGAUCACUUUACUUCAGUAUUUUAUGUCGAAGUUUAUAUAAUGCUUAAUUUUGCAAAAAAGUAUACAUUUGCGAGGGACUACAUUCUCACUCUAGUAAGGAAUGGGUUUUCUAACCUGAGCGCGUGUCUUAUGCACUUUUUUCUAGAAUGACCAAUUUAAAAACAUUUAUAUUCGUGGAAUAAAAUGAAAUGACAACAACAAUUUUAAAAAUAUUUAGCAAAAUCUUUUCGGUAGAAAAUCAGCAUCAAUACUAUAGAUGUUACAAUAAAAUGAUUUGCUAACUAUUUUUAAAAUUAUAAGAACAAUGGUGCAUAUGUGAGCUAUAUUUGUGUAAGUAUUCCUACACAUUAUCUUCCCAAGUGCUGCAAAGAUGAUGGAUCGAGCGGGACUUGAACCCACCACCUCUCUCUUUCCGGGUGAUUUCUCUACCGACUGUGCUAUCGAUCCGAUGCUGUGUCUCUAGCACAUGUAGUACACGAGGCGAGGAUACUACCUCCUUGCGACAUACCACGAGGGCGAGGUGUAUGUCCUCCUUGCGACAAAUCUAUUUUUAAAAUUGUUGUUGUCAUUUCAUUUUAUUCCAUAACUCAACGGCUAAUUUUAACACAUCUAUAUUUAUAUGAGUAAAUUAUUUUUCUGUGUUUAUAUAUUUUUAAUUUUGUACAUAUUUAAUUUAUUAUCAACGUUUGAUGAAAAAAUAACGUUUUAUUUAUAA